UCCAGCUCUUUCUCCACACAGCAGAUACAGAGAGAGGGAAGAAGGGGGAAACGUGAGUUUCUCCUAUCUCACUAGGGCUCAAACUAACGGGAUCUUCUUAUAUCCUCUUCAAACGCGCACAGAUUCAAGAACCAGACCAACUGCAAGCGCGUAUCACACAAGGAAUAAGAGAGCCAGCACGAGCUGAGAUUUUGUCUUACUUUUCAUAUUUUCCAUAGCUGUUUGACGGAGGUUCAGUGACCUGUGCGGAGAUUCUUCAGUUUAUUAUACAACAAUAUUUAAUUGGGAAAGCGAAAUAUUUUAGGGUCUUUCGUAGUGUUUUAGAUCUGGUUUCCAGUAGUUUGCCCUUAUGUUUGGGUCAGAUUCAAAUUAGUUGCUAAUUUGGCACCGGUUUGAUCGCGGUGUCACAGCGGCUCUGGAUUGAUCACGUUCAGACUGUCAAUUCAUUCCCCGCUGCAACAUCUGCAAACAGUGAGGGCAUCUCGUCUUGGACACGUCUGUGUGUUUCAGCACAGGAGAGACUGAGGAAGGCGGAUGAUGAUGUUAAGGAUCGCAGAUGCUUUGGUCACUUUGGUGACUCUCCAUUGUUUGGUCAAAGGAACUGUCGGCGGAUACGGCAUGAGCAUGUUCGCCGCACAGACUUCCCCACCGGAUCCGUGUUACGACGAGAACGGUCAGCCCAGAAGAUGUAUCCCUGAUUUUGUGAACGCGGCGUUCGGGAAGGAAGUGCGUGUGUCCAGCACCUGUGGCAAUACGCCGAGUCGGUACUGCGUGGUGACUGAGAAAGGGGUUGAAAGGCUCAGAAACUGCCACACGUGCGAAGCAUCGGACCCUAAGAAGUAUCACCCACCUGCAUACCUAACCGACCUAAAUAAUCCUCAUAAUCUCACCUGCUGGCAGUCGGAAAAUUACAUUCAGUAUCCUCAAAACGUCACUUUAACUUUAUCCCUGAGCAAGAAAUUCGAGGUGACCUACGUGAGUUUGCAGUUCUGCUCACCUCGACCAGAGUCUAUGGCUAUCUUGAAAUCAAUGGACUACGGCAAGUCCUGGGUGCCUUUCCAGUACUACUCGACCCAAUGUCGAAAGAUGUACAACAAACCCAGCAAAGCCACCAUCACGAAGCAAAACGAACAAGAUGCCAUCUGCACGGAUUCUCACACCGACAUGCACCCUCUUUCCGGCGGGUUGAUCGCGUUCAGCACCCUGGACGGUCGACCCUCCGCGCACGACUUCGAUAAUUCACCCGUACUUCAGGACUGGGUGACUGCCACUGACAUUAAGGUGACUUUCAGCCGACUGCACACUUUCGGAGAUGAAAACGAGGAUGACUCGGAGCUGGCCAGAGAUUCCUAUUUUUACGCAGUGUCAGACCUGCAGGUCGGCGGCAGAUGCAAGUGUAAUGGACACGCGUCACGGUGCGUGACAGACCGGGAUGGAAACCUCGUGUGCGAGUGCAAGCACAAUACAGCCGGUCCAGAGUGUGACAGAUGUAAACCGUUUCACUAUGACCGACCCUGGCAGCGUGCAACCGCCAGAGAAGCCAACGAAUGUGUCGCCUGCAAUUGUAAUCUUCAUGCGAGGCGUUGCCGUUUCAACAUGGAGCUUUACAAACUCUCUGGGAGGAAAAGUGGGGGAGUCUGCCUGAACUGCCGCCACAAUACAGCAGGUCGCCACUGCCACUACUGCAAGGAGGGCUACUACAGGGACAUGUCUAAGCCCAUCUCUCACAGAAAGGCCUGCAAAGCCUGUGAUUGCCAUCCUGUGGGGGCCGCGGGCAAAACCUGUAACCAAACCACAGGCCAAUGCCCCUGUAAAGACGGUGUGACGGGUAUCACGUGCAACCGUUGUGCUAAAGGCUACCAGCAGAGCCGAUCACCCAUUGCCCCCUGCAUAAAAAUUCCCAUUGCUCCACCAACCACUACUGCAAGCAGCACAGAGGAGCCCGCAGAUUGCGACUCUUACUGCAAGGCCUCCAAAGGCAAGCUGAAGAUCAAUAUGAAGAAGUAUUGCAAGAAAGAUUACGCUGUCCAGGUCCACAUCCUGAGAGCAGACAAAGCCGAUGAAUGGUGGAAGUUCACCGUCAACAUCAUCUCUGUCUACAAACAGGGUGAGAGCCGAAUCCGCAGAGGAGACCAGAUUCUGUGGGUCAGAGCCAAGGACGUGGCCUGCAAGUGCCCGAAGAUCAAACCCGGUAAGAAGUACCUUCUGCUGGGCAACGAUGAGGAUUCUCCUGGACAGAGUGGCGUGGUGGCAGACAAGGGCAGUCUGGUUAUUCAGUGGAGGGACACUUGGGCUCGAAGACUCCGGAAGUUUCAGCAGCGGGAGAAGAAAGGAAAAUGCAAGAAAGCAUAGUGAAGGGAAGAGAGAAGAGGUUGCCAUCCAGAGCUGGACAGAGAAACAACAGACAAGUGGUGGAUGAUAAGGGAAAAAAAAGGAGGAGAAAAAAAAAAGAGGGACUGAACAUCGCUGCUUUGAAAAAAAGGCAUGAAGAGAAUAUCAGUGUGUUUUUUUUAUUUUUAUUUUAUAAAUACAGUAUGAACACGUGUGAAGGAGCUCACAAUGCAGUUUUCAUUUAUUUGUUUCCUUCGAGAUUUGUUUUUUGUUUGCCAGUUUUGCACCUGUGUCUAGUAAAAAAAAAAGGUAAUUUAACGGCUUCAUAUUUCAGAUGUAUUUGGCAUGUUUUCAGUCUGGAUGAGAAUCGAUCAAGCCAUAUUUCCGAAUCAGAAAAUGAAAAUAAAAAAAUAAUAACACAGCGAAAAAGCAAUAGUCCUUAAAGGAAGUUUGAUGUAAGUUAAGCUCAAUCAACAGCAUAUGUGGCCUAAUGUUGAUCACAAUCCAGGUUACAGUGUGGCACUUACAAUGGAAGUGAAUGGGGCCAGACCGUAAAGGUUAAAAUACUCAGUGUAUCAAAAGUAUAGCCACAGUACAUAAAAAUAUGCAUGGUAAUAGGAUUUGAUUAAAAUAAAAUCACUUACUAACCUUUUCUGUGUAAAGUUAUAGUUAAUUUUACAACUUUGUUGCCAUAACAACAUAAUGCUGUAAACCCUAAAAUGGACUAUUUAAAAAACGUACAGCAGAACAAUUAAUGUAUUUUAUAAUUUUAUAAAAUUAUAAGCAUCACGAUUCUAAUUCCAUUGUAAGGGCUUCUCAAUUUUUGCUUUUUUUAAAGGAGGGAUGUGCCAAAUUUUAUUCUUGUGGUUCUCAACAUUAUUCCACAAAUGCUGUCGAUAACUUGUAUUGAACCGGGAAUAUUCCUUUAAGUCUUUUUAUUGCAAGAAUAAAACAAUUGGUGAGAUUAGGUGUUUAAGAAUUCAGAAACGCUAUUUCAUGCAUAAUGCACUAUUAAGCAUCUAAGAUGCCAACAUUUCAGUAAUUUGAUAUCUCAGCAUUUAAGACUGCAGUUAUAAAAUUAAUACUUCUUUAACAAAUUUAAGAGGUCCCUUUUAAAUACCAUUUCAAGAUCUGAGCAUUUUAAAAAGCAUUACUUUGUAACAAAAUCACAAAAUACAUAAUUAGCACAGUUGUGUGCUUGUAUUAAUGUAUAUUAUUAUUAUUAUAUUAUAAUGAAUAUACUUAGCAUUAGUAUGAGAUGACAAAAUAACAAAAGUAGAAAAGCUCUUGCAUAUGUAUAUUUCAUGUAACACUACUAACCUUUGAAGACUGGUGCUGCUGUUUCAAACAUCACAGCGAAUUAAUAGUUUCAUCAGUAAAAUGAACAUUCUGGGGUUUUCCCAGAUUACUGCAGACUCCGAGUCUGACACGGCACGACAAUAGCAAAUCUUCAAGGUUUCUGUUCAAUUUACAUGUUUCUGAUGGCCUUUUCUUUUUUUAGGUGUCCCAUAUUUUCUCUACUUCAAGAUGUAUUUCCUAAACAUCCAAUAAUUGCUGAAAGUAGCUCUGUACAUUUUAUAGAAGUGCCCAUUGACUGCUGUCUUCAACAGACAGGUCUCCACUAACAUAGGCUACAUUUGAGAUUGUUCAUGCAGAUGUAUCAGUCAAGUUCAAUUAAAGAUUUUUUUAUUUUUUUGUUGUUGUUGUUGUUGUAAUGUCUGUUAAGCCAUGUGUGAAGAGGCUACGACAUGACACAUUUCUUUACAAUAAGAAAACAUAUGUUCUCCUGAAAUGUGUUUAAAACUGAUUUAGGAUCUAUGAAAAUGUAAUAGCAUGCUUGUACAAAAUUGUGGGCAAACCCAAAAUUAUUAGCAUGCCUUCACAAUUAUUUUUUAACUUUGAAUAAAUCCACCAUGUAUAUUUUUGUAUAAGACAUGACUGAGGUAGAUGACUCUAAAUACAAACAGAAUUUCUAGUUCCAUCUGAUGCUCUGAUUCAAUUGUUUAUGGUCCAGACGUGGAUGACGACGUCGUUUGGUUAAAACAGAACUCCAGUGAUGCGAGUCCAAUGUAUAAACAGGCCUUUUUGUUACAAAAGUCCUGAGAGUUUGUAGAUUGAUGUGUAUAGUUAGCAUUUUCUUUGUGUGUAAAACAGUAUUUAGAAGUGUAUGACAUUAGUUUUGUAAAUCAACAACAUUCCUCUAACAUUACCCAUGUCUAUUUAGGGUCUGUGAAUGUAGGUAUGCAUGUAAUGUUUCACUACAAUAGAGUAUUCUCUUCACUGUGAGAAAUGCUGCUCAGACUCACACACACGUUCCUUAUUCUGUUGCUGAAAAGACACAGAUCUCUAAAGUAACAGCUACAGUGUUGAUCGCUUGUCCACUGAUCCUUGUGUGAUCCAUCCUUCACAGAUCAAUAAGACAACACAUGCAAGAACUGAUAGUAAUUUCACUAUAAAUUAUAUAUAUCAAAUAAUAAUAAAAAAUAAAAUCAUGCUCCUGUAACUUUUUAUUUUUUGGUAAAUGUACACAAAAUGUAUGGCGUACAGAUAUUUAUACAUACGCUGCAUUUACCGGUUACAAAACAAUAUUUGUAAAACCACAUGUAUAUGCAUUUUGUUUGCCACUCAAUAUGUUCUUAGUGCACAUUCAUUUUUCAUUCUAUAAAGUAUUCUAAUGAUGUAAAUUUAUGUUGUUUUUAUUUUUGGCAGCAGUGGAAAGAUGGCUCCUGUGUUUGACAUUACCAGCAGACAUUACAUGCAUUGCUUCUUGUUCAUAUUAUAUAUUGUAAAUUUAGCUGUGGCAAAUACAAUACGUCUGCAAUAUUGUUUUACAACGCAUACUAAUAUAUUAUGGUUAUUAUGUAAGAAAAUAUUUAAUGACACAAAACAUUUUGGAUUUUUUUAUGUCAUGUCUUUUUACCUUUUUUACAGUUUGUGGUUGUUUAGAUGGUUGUGAUUUAAAUCCAGAGAGGAAGAGAACUACUGAACACCAAUCUGGUAGAACCACAUUCAGCAUUCAUUUGGAAUAAAACCUCAAAAACCACAA
Molecule: messenger RNA, 5377 nt
Organism: Xyrauchen texanus (razorback sucker)
Lineage: Eukaryota; Metazoa; Chordata; Actinopteri; Cypriniformes; Catostomidae
Product: netrin-1
Exons: 6
Coding region: 535-2352 (605 amino acids)
Molecular function (GO): protein binding
Source: RefSeq, a predicted model, not a curated record